Cucurbita moschata (crookneck pumpkin) is the source of this 756-nucleotide messenger RNA. Its product is annotated as ethylene-responsive transcription factor ERF011-like. Gene Ontology annotation, molecular function: DNA-binding transcription factor activity; DNA binding. Gene Ontology annotation, biological process: regulation of DNA-templated transcription. Bases 220 to 654 code for a protein of 144 amino acids. NCBI's taxonomy places the organism in Eukaryota, Viridiplantae, Streptophyta, Magnoliopsida, Cucurbitales, Cucurbitaceae. The transcript is spliced from 2 exons. The record is from RefSeq and is a predicted model, not a curated record.
CAGUUUGCCCAAGAAAAAGAAAAAGAAAAAAAAAAAAAAGGGAUGUUUAUGACCGGUGAUAAAAUAUGUCGGCCAAAGUUGGAUUUGUGUUGAAGGAAAAUCAACGUGGCGGGCGUGGGCAUUGGACAGAGAAGCAGCGAAGUAGGAAACAAUUCCGCCCUUCUUUUUAUCUUCUAAGAAAUUAUAAAUACCCAUAAUCGGUUCUUGCGGUGUGUGAAGAUGGAAGGACAAGUUUGCUCGGGUGUAAGUUCAUCGACAGAGAAGAGGAAGCAAAGGCAUCAACAACAGAAGCAAUACAGAGGAAUAAGGAUGAGGAAGUGGGGGAAGUGGGUAGCGGAAAUCAGAGAACCCAACAAGCGUUCCAGGAUUUGGCUUGGUUCUUACACAACUCCGGUCGCUGCCGCCAGGGCUUACGACACCGCCGUUUUCUACCUCCGAGGCCCCUCCGCCCGGCUGAAUUUCCCGGAAUCGAUUUUCGAAGAGGACCAACUGCAGGAUGUGUCAGCCGCCUCCAUACGAAAAAGAGCCACCGAAAUCGGCGCUAGGGUUGACGCCAUCCAAACCUCUCUACUUGCCUCUAAUUCAAACUCUCAAAUUUCGGAGAAGCCUGAUUUAAACCAGUACCCCAACCCCGAAAGCUCAGACGACGAUUAAUCUCGUAUCUCAACCAAUGAUUCCGUUUGAUCGGCUGUAGUUCUGCGAUUGUAACCACUCCAAAUCGGCUAAUACAAAUAGUUGUUCUGAUGUUCCCCUUUU